CGUUCUCUGUACCCUUUGCAAUCUCACUGACCUUCGUUCCUCAGUACAUCAUCAUCAUGCUAUCUCGUUUCUUCCUCAGAUCUUCAAAUCUACGUCUCGUAGCCCUAGUUACAUCCAAAUCACAACCUCGGAUCUUCUCCUCCUUCAUCCGACCUCUCUCCACCAACAGUGGCGGCGAUGGGUCCGGGAACGGCUACAAUCGGAGUGACGAUCCGUGGAAAUUUUCUCAACAAAAUGAGGAAAAGUUCGGUUCGGUCUUCGGGGAAGAUUCGGGCACCCCAUCAGGAGUUCCGGGAUCCGAUUCACUCGCCGGAGAGGACGAUUGGCUGAACGCGAAGGAUGAUGGAGAAGAGAAUGUGUUCAAGAGCAUCGAGAAGGAGGAGGCGGCGGCGAAGGGCGGAGAUGAUUGGCUAACGGCGGAGGGGUACAAGCCGGGAUCCGAUUCACUCGCCGGAGGGGAUGAUUGGGUGAACGCGAAGGAUGAUGGAGGGGAAAAUGUGUUCAAGGGCAUCGAGGAGGAGGAGGCGGUGGCGAAGGGCGGAGUUGAUUGCAUGACUGCAGAGGAGCACAAGCCGUGGAGUUUGAAAGAGGAAGUGAAGGAUGAUAUAUUCGAUAUAGGCGACGAAAUGGCGCCUGACUUUGAGAGCAGCGUGGCAAGCACUGAAGCCUAUGAUAAUGAGCAGCAGAAGCUGAUUGAGAGGGAAGAGAAAGAGCUCUCUGCCAUUCUCAAGGGUCCUGAUCGAGCGUUUGGAGACCUAAUCGCGAAAUCGGGUAUAACAGACGAAAUGCUGGACAGUUUGAUUGCCUUAAAGGAUUUCCAAGGGAUUGAGGGAUUACCCCCUCUGACUGAGAUCAGAGAUAUGCGCUAUGAAAAAAGUUUAAGAAAGUCAUCGCGAGCUGAUAUAGAGCUGCAGAAGCAAGAGGAGAUGGCCAAAUCACGGGUUAGACAGGUGGAUGAGAAGGGUAGAGCAUAUGGAACCGGAAGAAGAAAAUGUAGCAUUGCUCGUGUUUGGAUUGAACCUGGAGAGGGGAAGUUCCUUGUUAAUGAGAAAGAUUUUGAUGUCUACUUCCCAAUGCUUGAUCAUCGUGCUGCUCUUCUACGUCCGCUUGCUGAGACAAAAACCUUGGGUCUUUGGGAUAUCAAGUGCACUGUUAAAGGCGGCGGUGUAUCAGGUCAAGUUGGGGCGAUUCAGUUGGGUAUCAGCAGGGCACUGCAAAACUGGGAACCGGACUUGCGUCCGCCUCUGAGAUCUGCUGGUUUCUUGACGAGGGAUUCAAGAGUGGUGGAAAGGAAGAAACCCGGAAAGGCGAAGGCAAGAAAGAGCUUCCAAUGGGUCAAACGUUAACGAAAAAAACCCGUACGAAUCUUCUUUUCCUCUCUUUUGUUUUCCUAUCACCAGUUUUACCGGUUGGUUAGUUCACCGGCAAUAACUCCUGUUUUAGGCCGAUUCAUGUGUUGUUUGCAGCAACCAACACCUCUCUGUUACGAUCUACUUUGUGCCAUAAAGAAAAAGGAAAACUUUUUUUGUGGGGGCAUUGAGAAUUCACGUGUUGUGUUAUUUUUGUCGGACGUAUAAUCCCCCGUGUUUCAGUGACUUUAUCUUGGGAGUUUUGGGUUUUGACUUGUGUUCCCUGAACCUUGGAACUAUAGAACAUGUUGGUUAGUUUAUCA
Molecule: messenger RNA, 1672 nt
Organism: Tarenaya hassleriana
Lineage: Eukaryota; Viridiplantae; Streptophyta; Magnoliopsida; Brassicales; Cleomaceae
Product: 28S ribosomal protein S9, mitochondrial
Exons: 4
Coding region: 57-1346 (429 amino acids)
Biological process (GO): translation
Cellular component (GO): ribosome; cytosolic small ribosomal subunit
Molecular function (GO): RNA binding; structural constituent of ribosome
Source: RefSeq, a predicted model, not a curated record